ACAACCCAUCUCUAUAGUGGCAGAGAGUUGCGCGCACAGACCAUCAGUUGCACGUUUAUAAUCCGAUUUUAUUUUUAUUAAUCGGUUAGAAGAUGGGACGUUACGCUAAAGAACCAGAAGUGGCUCCAAAAACAUGCAAGGCGAGAGGAUCAAACCUUCGUGUACACUUUAAGAAUACCUGUGAAACUGCAAACGCGAUUCGCAAGAUGCCGUUGAAGCGCGCGCUUACCUACUUGAAAAACGUUACCGGCCGCAAGGAGUGCGUUCCGUUCAGACGAUUCGAUGGAGGAGUCGGACGCUGCGCGCAAGCGAAACAGUGGGGCACCACGCAAGGGCGCUGGCCAAAGAAAUCGGCGGAGUUCGUAUUGCAGAUGCUCAAAAAUGCCGAAAGCAACGCGGAUUACAGCGGUCUCGACGUCGACAGAUUAGUUAUCGAGCAUAUUCAAGUAAAUCGCGCCGCCUUUUUAAGAAGACGCACGUAUCGCGCGCACGGCACAAUCAACCCCUACAUGUCCUCACCUUGUCACAUUGAAAUGUGGCUAACGGAAGCUGAAAGCUCUCCCGAAGCAGGCAAAGGCCAAAAGAAGAAGGGCGCCAAAGAAGGUGCGGAUAAAUCGGCCAAGCGAAUGAAAGUAACAGGAGCAGUUGCACAUUAAAUAUAUUUUUUUUUGUCAAUUGUUUAUUUAAAAAAAGUUUUACUGGAGAUAUUCAAUUAUUAGUUAUUUAAUAAGUACUCAUA
Molecule: messenger RNA, 739 nt
Organism: Photinus pyralis (common eastern firefly)
Lineage: Eukaryota; Metazoa; Arthropoda; Insecta; Coleoptera; Lampyridae
Product: 60S ribosomal protein L17-like
Exons: 3
Coding region: 93-656 (187 amino acids)
Biological process (GO): cytoplasmic translation
Cellular component (GO): ribosome; cytosolic large ribosomal subunit
Molecular function (GO): structural constituent of ribosome
Source: RefSeq, a predicted model, not a curated record